AUGCCUGCAUCAAUUGGUGUUAAUUUACGUGUCACUGGCCACUGUAGCCAAGGUGGUAGAAAGUAUAUGGAAGAUUUGUUUUCCGUUGCGUAUCAACAAACGGAAGAUGAGAGGGACUUGGAGUAUGCUUUCUUCGGAAUAUACGAUGGCCAUGGGGGUGGUGAAGCUGCAGCCUUUGCUAAGGAGCAUUUAAUGGACUCAAUAGUUAAGCAACGACAGUUUUGGUCUGACAAUGACGAGGAUGUGCUCAAAGCUAUUAGAAAUGGUUACAUGUUGACCCACUUGAACAUGUGGAAAGAAGUAGAAAAAUGGCCCAAAACAGUAACAGGGCUGCCAAGCACUGCAGGAACGACUGCCAGUGUGGCAUUUAUACGGCGUGGGAAAAUUUACAUUGGGCAUGUAGGGGAUUCUGCAAUUGUACUGGGCUAUCAAAAAGAUGGUUGUGAUGAUUGGGCUGCUAAGCCAUUAACUUUAGACCACAAACCAGAGUCUACUGCAGAAAUUGAACGCAUUCAGAGAUGUGGUGGUAAAGUCAUAUCAAAAGCUGGUGUGCCUAGGGUUGUAUGGAACAGACCUCGCCUAGGUCACAAGGGACCAAUUAAAAAGAAUACUCCAAUGGAUGAAAUCCCAUUUCUAGCGGUAGCACGUUCACUAGGAGAUCUGUGGAGUUACAAUCCUCAAAGCGACGAAUUUAUUGUCAGCCCUGACCCUGAUGUAGGAGUGCUGACUAUAGAUCCCACAAAGUUUAGGUGCCUUAUUUUUGGCACUGAUGGUUUAUGGAAUAUGAUAUCACCUGAAGGUGCUGUUAGUUUAGUACAAGCCACUGAAAAACAUAAUGAAGCAGCUUUGGUGGGAGGUGGAGGAAACCAACCAAGAGACUGGCUCAAUCCUUCUAAAAGCUUAGUUGAUCAUGCUCUAGAGAGGUGGUCUAAUACCCGUAUGAGAGCUGACAACACAUCUGUGGUAACAUUAAUGUUAGACCCGCCAGGCCCACCCAGGGCGACGGUGUUACGUUCUAGAACAACAGCCCAGAAACCACAAUCUACAAUACCAUCGACUGUUCCUGCUUCCAACGUCAGUGUCCCUCCACCACCUGCUAAAACCGAGGAACCGAAAUCUGACGCCGCAGUUGAAAGUGACGCACGGCAAGUGCCACAAAAUGGGCUCACAAUCAUGACAAGAUACUCUGAUGUGGAUAAGUCUGUUCCAUCAACAGAAGAGCCUGAUAAAACCGCACCUCUCCCACCAUGUGCAACUCUCGAUGGCAGAUUUUCUGUCGGCCACAGGGAGGAAAGUAAUCGGGAGGAAGACAAUAGUGCAGAAGGGGAAGCUAUUAGUAAUUAUGGGAAUCCAGCAGAGUCAUAUUUCAUGGCCCGAUUGUUAAGUCGAUCCCGUAUAGUUAACACACUAUCUGAGGUCUUUGCCGAAAUUGUGAAUGGACAAUCUUUAAGAAAUAAUUGUGAAAACCGAGUGGUAUCGCCACCCGUCGCUACUGAGCUGCCGGAGACGGGAGCAGGUGACGUCAGCGGCGCGCGCGUGCCGCCGCCCCCGCCCACCGCGCCGCCCGAACCUGGGGGGGCGGGGCCCGCCGGUGACGCGGACGACGUGCGCAUACAGAUCAACGAGGUGUCCUCCAGCUCGCCCACUGAAGCGCCGCCUCGCGCCCGCACCCGCCGCCACCGUGGCGACGCGCGGCGCGACCAGCCCGUGCCCGACCGCGUGCUGCGCUCGCACCACGAGCCCGACGCGCCGCCGCGCCCGCGCACGCGCCUCACGGCCGCGCGCGUCCCGCCCGCGCCCGCCGCGCCCGCGCCGCUCGACCGCGUCGUGAUACUCACGCGGCGCGCGCCCGCCCCCGAGCCGCGCGCGCCGCCCGACGCCGACGAGCUUCGGCGCGCCACGCGCUCGCAGCACGCUGCGCGCGCGCCGCCCGCGCCCCCGGGAAACUCGGCGCGCGCCCCGGGGCCGGUGCGGCGGGCCCCGGCGGCGCGGCGCGAGGCGGCGCGGGCGCGCUCCAAGGAGAACCUCGGCGUCGCACGCCGCCGCGCGCGCGCCUGCGCCGCGGGCCCGUCGCCGCCGCGCCCGCCGCCGCCGCGCCGUCGCGCCGGUAGCGCCGGCGAAGAGGUGCACUCCACCACGGGCGAGGCGGUGGCGGAGCGCGCACUGCGGUCGCGCAACGAGCCGGCCGCGCCGAGCGGGGCGGGCGGCGCGGGCGCGGGCGGCGGCAAGGCGGCGCGCGUGUCGGCGGAGCGCUGCGCGCGCUCGCUGGGCAAGCGCUCGCUGCCGUGGGCGCCGGCGCUGGCGCUGCGCAACCGCCUGCGCCGGCGUCUGGGCAAG
Molecule: messenger RNA, 2337 nt
Organism: Brenthis ino (lesser marbled fritillary)
Lineage: Eukaryota; Metazoa; Arthropoda; Insecta; Lepidoptera; Nymphalidae
Source: the annotation of a GenBank genome assembly